Maniola jurtina (meadow brown) is the source of this 1304-nucleotide messenger RNA. RefSeq lists its product as uncharacterized. The transcript is spliced from 5 exons. NCBI's taxonomy places the organism in Eukaryota, Metazoa, Arthropoda, Insecta, Lepidoptera, Nymphalidae. Bases 169 to 660 code for a protein of 163 amino acids. The record is from RefSeq and is a predicted model, not a curated record.
GAACACUGAUACGCACAAAAAAGCUCGGACUUGUCAGGUUUUUAUUUUCGACCGGUUUUUGCCUUUUUACUUUUAGUACGGUCCAACCGAAAGACGCGCGCGCUUGCCGUUGCUUUGCGUUACGACGCCUGCUUGAUCAAGUCCCAUUUUUAUUAGGAAAGAUUCAUCAUGAUGCUGGAAUUUAACAAGUGCUGUUUCUGCGUGCCGCUGAGGAUCGGCUGCUUGAUCCUCGGCUACUUACAUCUGGUGGCGUCGGCAAUCCUCGCGAUCCUCUCAAUCAUAACUCUGGCAGCCGUGAGUGCUGUGAUGUCGGGAUGGAGCGACGACGGCAAAGUGCAGAUCGACCAGCAAGCCGCGGGCGCGCUGCUCGCCGUCACCGUGAUCAUGCUGCUGCUGGUGCUGGUCUUGCUGACCUUCUCCAUAUUACUGGUCGUUGGCCUACAUAAGGAAAAGAAAAACUAUGUCAAGGCUUACUUGAUAUACUAUUUGGUCUUCAUCGUCCUGUAUGCCAUAGUGUACGUCGUGCGCAUCGCAACCCUGCCUUAUGACCUAGGCUACCUCCUUAGCACUUUGGCCGAGAUAUUGCUCAGCGUGUACUUCUUGCUGGUCAUCCGAAGCCACUGGCUCACCAUGCGCGAAAACAACUUCAACACCGCCUAAAGCGUGCGAACAUCUGAAGUUUGAACCAUUUUUCAAAAUGGCUCAAUACUUAUAAAAUAUUUUUAAUCUAUUUCUCUUUUACAAUGUAAGAACUAAAAACCAGUGGCGGACUAAGGCCUUCGGAGGGGGAGGCAUCACUGAAUGAGGCCCCUGGUUUAUUUUAUGGUGGUUUUUUGGGUUCCGUACCCGAUGGGUGCCAACGAGACCCUAUUACUAAGACUCCGCUGUCAGUCCGUCUGUUUGUAAGCAUCAUGCAAAUCAAAAAGUUUUAUUUCUUGUACGAUGGUUUGAAACCCUUCAUGUAUGAGUCCGACUCGCGAGAGAGAUAACUCAGUUUCUAACUUUUGUAAAGCAGAUCUUAGAUUUAGAAAUGAACAGGAAAUAUGAAUUCAUUCCUCGGCCCACCCUUAGUCCGCCUCUGGUAAGGAGUCCGUUAGAGUUUAGACGAUAGCUUUUGCAUCAUACACAGACUCAUGGAUGAAUAACUAACUGAUCGAGACAUCGUGAUGAACAUUUUUUUUCAAAUAUUAGCUAUGCCAACCAUGACUAAUACUCCCAUUUCCCCCCAAUUCAGGAUAAAGCUUGUACCAGGAGUGGGUACGACAAUAGUGCAACGGGUGGGGUUUGCUGCAGACCUUUCGGAA